CCAAAUGAGUGCAGUUUGUCGAAAAGGCAGUAGAAAAAUAAAUAUAACAAUUAAAUUACAAAUAAAUUCAAUUUAUUAAGUGCUCUGUGCGUAGAUAUAUGAGAUAUUUUGGGCAAGUGCACGCAUUUAAACAGCGUGCUUGGCCCCAUUACAUAUGACGACAAGCUGAACAAAGUCAGUAGCCGUUGCAGCAGUACAUAUAAAUAAACAACAGGCCCAAAUGUCCGGCAAGACCGAGACGGACAGUCAAGCCGCCAGUGGCGGUGGCGGCGGAGGAGGCACAGGCAACAAUAGCAACUCCAAUGGGAGCGCAACGCCAGCGCGACGCCUGCGCACACGCAACUCAACCGGCAGCGGCAGCGAGUCGGCCAAGAAGAGCAUCAACAGCAGCAGCCACAUAAAUAAUAAUAAUAAUAACAGCAGCAGCAACAACAACAACAAUAAUAAUAAUAAUAGCGAGACUGCAGCGGCAAUCAAUGAAGGAACAAUAACAACGCCAGGAUCUGGAACUGCAACACCCGGAUCCGUGGAGCGUCCAAUGCCCAGCGUGCCAAUGAAUCAUGCCAGCAGCAGCGUCUCAGCCAGCAAGAAAUAUCACAAUAGUUGUCCACAUCCCACGCCCACUGUGCACAAGAAGACGCUGCACACAAAGCCGCACAGUAGCAACAAAUUUGAUCAGGGCAAGAACGAGGAAUUCCAUUUUGAUACGCCGCCGGAGUGUCCAGUGUUUAGGCCAACGGCGGAGGAGUUUAAGAAUCCGUUGGCCUACAUUAGCAAGAUUCGUUCCAUAGCGGAGAAAUGCGGCAUUGCAAAGAUAUUGCCGCCGGAGAAGUGGUCACCACCAUUUGCCGUCGAUGUCGAUAAGUUGCAUUUCGUGCCGCGCGUGCAGCGUCUCAACGAAUUGGAGGCAAAGACACGUGUGAAAUUAAACUUUUUGGAUCAAAUUGCCAAGUUCUGGGAGCUACAAGGUUCCUCACUAAAAAUACCGAUGGUGGAGCGCAAAGCUCUAGACCUUUACACGCUGCAUCGCAUCGUGCAGGAGGAGGGAGGCAUGGAGCAAACCACCAAGGAGCGCAAAUGGGCCAAGGUGGCCAAUCGCAUGCAGUAUCCAUCCAGCAAAAGUGUUGGCGCCACACUCAAAGCCCACUACGAGCGCAUACUGCAUCCCUUUGAGGUCUACACCUCCGGCAAGGUACUGGGACCGGCUGCUGCAGCUGCCGCCGCAAGUGUUACGCCCGUUAAGCUCGAGGAUUGCGGCACCGAUUACAAGACACAUGAGAUACCCACACGCCAGCAGAUAGCGCCUCCAAAUGAGAACAACACACGUCGCUCCAAGCGUUUUGGCAACUCAACUGCCAGCUGUGGUUUGGUCGGGGCCAAACCAGGAGCAGCUGGUGUCACCAUCAAGACGGAAACCAAGGAGGAUUUCAAACGCGAUUUGCUGAGCAGCUUCAAUGCGGUGAAUUCUGCAGGUGCUGGCGCUAAUGCUGGUCAAUCAGCCGGCGGAGGCACUGCACCCGCACCCAAUACACGCGCUACCCAAAAGAAAGCCUCAACGGAGCCUCAGCAACCGCUCAUCGAUCCACUCAUGAAGUACAUCUGUCACAUCUGCAAUCGUGGCGAUGUCGAGGAGUCCAUGUUACUGUGCGAUGGGUGCGAUGAUAGCUAUCACACUUUCUGCUUAUUGCCACCUUUGAGCAGUAUACCAAAAGGUGAAUGGCUGUGCCCGCGUUGCGUGGUGGAGGAGGUGAGCAAACCGCAGGAAGCCUUUGGCUUUGAGCAGGCUGAACGUGAGUACACAUUGCAGCAAUUUGGCCAAAUGGCAGAUCAGUUCAAGCAGGAGUAUUUCCGAAAACCGGUGCACUUGGUGCCCACGGAGAUGGUAGAGCGCGAAUUUUGGCGCAUUGUGUCGUCCAUUGAUGAAGAUGUGACUGUGGAAUAUGGCGCUGAUUUGCAUACAAUGGAUCACGGAUCUGGUUUUCCCACAAAGAGCUCACUUUAUCUAUUGCCCGGAGAUCAGGAGUAUGCCGAGUCCAGUUGGAAUUUAAAUAAUUUGCCAUUGCUAGAGGAUUCAAUACUGGGACAUAUAAAUGCCGAUAUUAGCGGCAUGAAUGCGCCGUGGAUGUAUGUUGGCAUGUGCUUUGCUGCCUUUUGCUGGCACAACGAGGAUCACUGGAGCUAUUCGAUUAACUAUUUGCAUUGGGGCGAACCAAAGACCUGGUACGGUGUCCCCGGCUCCUGUGCCGAACAAUUCGAGGAGACAAUGAAGCGUGCUGCUCCCGAGCUGUUCUCAUCCCAGCCCGACUUACUGCAUCAGCUGGUGACAAUUAUGAAUCCCAAUAUAUUGAUGAACAAUGGUGUGCCCGUUUAUCGCACCGAUCAGCAUGCCGGAGAGUUUGUCAUCACGUUUCCGCGCGCAUAUCACGCCGGCUUCAAUCAGGGCUAUAAUUUUGCGGAGGCGGUGAACUUUGCCCCCGCCGAUUGGUUAAAAAUGGGACGCGAAUGCGUCAAUCAUUAUUCAAUGCUGCGUCGUUUCUGCGUCUUCUCGCACGAUGAGCUGGUCUGUAAGAUGGCCCUAGAGCCGGCCAAGCUAACAUUUGGUAUUGCCACGGCAUGUUAUAUUGACAUGGCUGAAAUGGUGGACACCGAGAAGAAACUACGCAAAUCUCUAUUGGAAUGGGGUGUCACACGUGCCGAACGUCGCGCCUUUGAGCUGGUCAACGAUGAUGAACGGCAUUGCCAGGAGUGCAACACCACCUGCUUCCUAUCGGCCGUUGCCUGCGAGUGCAAUGACAAACUGAUUGUCUGCCUGCGACAUUACACUGUUCUUUGCGGCUGUGCGCCAGAGAAGCAUACGCUCAUCUAUCGCUACACGCUGGAUGAGAUGCCAUUAAUGCUGCAAAAGUUAAAGGUCAAGGCGCAUAGCUUUGAGCGUUGGUUAUCCCGUUGUCGUGACAUUGUUGAUGCACACACUCCCACAUCCGUGACGCUGUCUGAGCUGCAGGAGCUGUGCAAGGAGGCCGAAACCAAAAAGUUUCCCUCCUCGUUGCUCAUCGAUCGACUAAAUGCUGCGGCAAUUGAGGCUGAAAAAUGCGUUACGGUCAUUCAACAGCUGGGCAUAAAUAAGGUACGCACCCGAUCCGAUCACAAUCAGGAGGCGGCACAAUAUAAGCUCACUAUGGAGGAACUGGAGCUUUUUGUGCAGGAGAUCGACAAUCUGUGCUGCAUCAUCGAUGAGGGAACCUCGGUGCGAGAGCUGCUCGUGCUGGGCAGACAGUUUGUGGAUCGAGCCGAGUCACAGUUGCAGCUGUCAUUGGAGGCACUCGAGGAGAACGAUCUGGAGACGCUGAUCAAUGAGGGCAGCUCGUUGCGUAUUGAAUUGCAGCAGUUGGAUCAGCUGCAGAAGCGUCUGAAGCAAUGCAAGUGGUACAAACGCUCGCAGGGAUUGAGGGAGACGAGCUCCAAGCUGACCUAUAAUGAUGUCAAGACGUUGCUGCACACAGCUGCCGCAGAUCUGGAUCCCACAGAUCCCUAUGUGGAUCGUGAGAUGCGUAAACUGCAACAAAUUGGAGCUGCAAUUGAAGCAUGGGAAUCGCAGGCAGCCAAAUUUUUCCGACGUCUUAAUCAGCAGCAUGACCUGGUCGAGAUUGAACAGUUUCUAAAGUCCGCCGGCGAUAUAAAUGGUCAGGUGCCGUCUCAUGGUUUGUUGAAGGACGCAUUGCGUAAGGCACGGGAAUGGCUUCGCUCUGUGGAGCAAUUGCAGCAGAAUAAUCAUGUGACCUACUGUCACACGCUGGAGGCGAUGAUCGAACGGGGCUUGAGUAUACCCAUUCAGCUGGAGGAGCUCAGCCGGAUGCAGGGGCAUCUGAAUAGUGCACAUCAAUGGAAGGAGAAUACGGCACGUGCGUUUUUAAAGAAGGGCACAUUCUAUACGCUACUGGAGGUGCUGAUGCCACGUGCAGAUGCCAUUAAUAUCGACUCGGAUCUCAAGCCACGUUUCCAAGAUGAUUUCCUCAAGGAUAAGAAUCCCGCCGAAAUUGUGGCCAGCUUCAAGCAUGCCGAGGAGCAGGAACUACGCGAUAUGCGCGACUUGAGGCGCCAGAAUAUGUCCAAGAAUAUGUUGCGCGAUUUCUUCUGCCUCUGCAAGACCGAAUUCCGUGGCCUGAUGCACAAUUGUCAGCUGUGCCGCGAUUGGUUUCACGACGACUGUGUGCCGCCGCCGCCAUCGCACUUGGUGGCACCACAACAGAAUGGCAACACUGGUGCAGCAGUCAAUGGCAACAAUGCCACAAUGCCAGGUCAACCCAAGUGGCUGUGUCCGAGCUGUGUGCGCUCGAAGCGACCACGUUUGGAAACGAUCUUGCCGCUGCUUGUGCAACUGCAACAGCUGCCGAUGCGUCUGCCCGAGGAUGAAGCGUUGCGUUGUCUGGCCGAACGGGCCAUGAACUGGCAGGAUCGGGCACGCAAAGCAUUAAGCAGCCCCGAUGUGAGCGCCGCUCUGGAAGCCAUUAUCAGCCAACAGCUAAAGCGUCGCUCCGAGAGCAACAGCAAUUGUGCCGCCGUCCUGGGCAGCAUCAGCAGUCCACGUAAACCGCGACGUAUGCACAAUUUGUCCAAGCAGGAGAAUAACACCAGCACCGCACGCUCCGAAUCGGAUGCAGAGGAUGUGGAUGACGUUGACGAUGACGAUGAUGAUGAUGAAUGCAGGCUACGAAUUGUUGAGGAUGGUUACAGCAAUGACGAGGACGAGCAACAGACGCGACUGGCGACGAGUAAUGCCCAAUGCAGCAGCACUGAUCUCUUGAAGCUGCUCUCUGACAGUGAAAUCGAGAAUCUGCUCGAGCUGAUGAUGGAGGGUGAUUUGCUCGAGGUGUCGCUGGAUGAGACGCAAGAGUUGUGGCGCAUAUUGGAAACAAUGCCACCGACAAUACUGCAGGCGGAGGCAAGGUCGCGUGUGGCACAACACAUGCAGCAGCUGCAACAGCAGCAGCGUCAGCAGCAAUCCUCCACAAUAACAGCACCAACGGUUGCCUCCUCUUCGAGCAUACAUAGCGGCGCCGAAGAUUCCAAUGACAGCUUGUUGGUGCAGAAUAGUCCAAGUCCUGGCACCGCCACUGCCACUGGCGGCAGCGGUGUCCCUGGAGCUCGCAACAAAAAGCGACGGUCCAACGAUGCCAGUGGUGGCAAUGCUGCUGUGCCGCGCAAGAAACAGAAUACGCCCAAGCAGACGCCGGGCAAAAAGUCAACAGCAUUACGCAAAAGUGACAGCAAGGCGAGCACCUCACCCGGUGUCGAUGCGGAUGCGGAGAACAAGCAGGCGAAUGGUGGCAACACCACAGCCACAGCAGCAACAACAGCAGCAGCAGCAACAACAACUCCAACGGCAGCGGGCGCAACAACAACGGCCACUGUCACGCCCUCGCCAGCAGCUGGACACAAGAAACGUAAACGCACCACAACAACCAACAACAAUAAUAUUAACAACAACAACAGCGGCAGCGGCAGCAACAACAGCAGCGGCAACAACAACAGUAAUGCAGUCGGUGGCACUCCAACAGCGGGCAACAACAAUACACCAACUGGAGGAGGCGGUGGCCAGAAGAAGCAUGCGCAACGCUCACAGCAAACGGCACAGGAAGAUGAUGAGGAGGAGUGCCGGGCCGAGAAUUGUCAUAAGCCAACUGGACGGGAGGUGGAUUGGGUGCAAUGCGAUGGCGGCUGCAAUGAAUGGUUUCACAUGUAUUGUGUGGGUCUCAAUCGCAGCCAGAUUAAAGCCGACGAUGAUUACAUAUGCAUACGCUGCUCCAAGACAGUCAGUGUGGGCGUGGCCGGUGGCAGCAGCAGUCUAACAGUGACAACAACAACAACAACCAGCAGCAUCACAUUAAACACAACAACGCCAGGCAAGCAGCGAGCAGCGCAGUCGGCGCGGUAGAGAAACCAACAACACAAGAGAGCGAGAGAGCGACGAUCGCAAGCAAAAUAAUAAAAAUAAACAUCAAUUUGACAACGGUUGGCAGCACCUUCGAUUAAAGCUUGUGAUUAAUCGAUAAACUGCAACCGCAGUGUUAAUACACACACAAACAAAUAGAAAGCCGACAUAGAAACACACGCAUUGCUGUUGUGCUAACGGUAUUUACUAUGUUAUAGUAAAAAAAGUCACUUAAACGUUUUUUGUAGUACAUAUUUACUAAUUAUUGCUAAUAUUACGCAACGCAAACGUAUUUCAAUAUGCAAA
Molecule: messenger RNA, 6238 nt
Organism: Drosophila innubila
Lineage: Eukaryota; Metazoa; Arthropoda; Insecta; Diptera; Drosophilidae
Gene: Kdm5
Product: lysine-specific demethylase lid
Exons: 4
Coding region: 221-5935 (1904 amino acids)
Biological process (GO): chromatin remodeling
Cellular component (GO): nucleus
Molecular function (GO): DNA binding; histone demethylase activity
Source: RefSeq, a predicted model, not a curated record